Fusarium pseudograminearum CS3096 is the source of this 4263-nucleotide messenger RNA. RefSeq lists its product as uncharacterized. The record is from RefSeq and is a predicted model, not a curated record. The coding region runs from base 1 to 4263 and encodes 1420 amino acids. Gene Ontology annotation, molecular function: phosphatidylcholine lysophospholipase A1 activity. The transcript has 19 exons. NCBI's taxonomy places the organism in Eukaryota, Fungi, Ascomycota, Sordariomycetes, Hypocreales, Nectriaceae.
AUGCAGCAUUUACACUAUGUUUUGGCACUUUUCGCUGCUGCUGGCACAGCAAUAGCACGCCCUUCUCUUGUUGACUUUGGAUCUAUGUCUAUGAACAAUAUCUUCGGCAGAGAAACGACCAACUUCUUCAAUCCAGAUGACUUGACGUUUAUCAAAAGGCUUGCAGCUGUGGGAGACUCAUACUCAGCAGGCAUUGGAGCUGGAGACGGCUUACACGGCGAAGGAGAUGAGAACUGCCGGCGAUAUGACCAUUCUUACCCAUAUCUCAUCAAUCAAGAUGAGAGACUGGGCGACGCAGCCAACAGGAAGUUUCAGUUCAAGUCUUGCUCUGGCGCGGUCAUCAAGAACGUGAUUGAGGAUCAGCUCCCUUCCAUAGACUCUGGUCAGCAAAUUAUUCUCUUAUCUGCUGGUGGCAAUGAUGCUGAACUUGUCAACAUCCUGAACCAAUGUGUCUAUCAAUGGUUUGCUUUGAACGACCAGCACUCUACUGUAGGCAAAGUUGCUGAAAUGAAAGGUGAGCCAUGGGCCAAGGGAUGGGACUGGGACGCUGCGUCUCGCGGCUGUCUAGGUCAACUCCAAUAUUCCAAGAACAUCAUAAACACCGAUGAGUUCUCCAAAAGGAUCGACUCGAUGAUCGAGGCAACCAAGAAGAAACUUUCUCCAGACGGCAUGAUAUACUACACAGGGUAUGCCAAGUUUUGGAGCACCGACUAUGGGUCUGCUUGUGACAAAGUGUCAUGGUCAACCUGGAUAUUUAAAUCAUACAACAUUUGGCAGCCUGCUGCUCGUCUUGAAGAGUUGCGGCGAAGAGAAAUGAACAGGCUGGUUGAUCUGAUCAACGACAAGAUUGAAGCUGCUGUCAAGAGAGCCGGCGACAAGGUGACAUUCAUCAACUACGAUGAGUAUGUCGGCCACUUCAAAGGCCGAUACUGCGAAGACGGCGUUGACGAGUCGGUGGUCGAAAGUAAUACAAGACCGGAAUUGAUGUUCUACGAGCUCGAUACUUUUGACCCAUGGGGUAAUAAGCCGUGGAAGAGGAGCACUGUAGAGCACCAGAACGGCUCAUUUUCCGGUGACAUGAACACGAUGGCACGAGCAGCUGAGUUUGUCGCACCGGAUGUGGCCUUCAGGCAGGAGCACAAAAUUGAAGAAGAUUCCGAGCUUCAAGGUCUCGAGGCUGCAGCUAAAGAGGGGGCUACUGAAGAUGUGCCGAAUCUUUUGCCAGACGGUUACGGCCGUGUCUUCCAUCCCCAGAUCCUGCUACAUGAGCUUAUCGCAAACCUCGUUCUUUUCGAAGUCUCCAACCGCCGCAUGGAGGAGAACAAUAUGGUUCCGGAACCUCUUCUUGACACAUCGGUAGCGCAGUGCCCGAUCAAUCCGUCUAGCAGUAUUAUCCUGAAGUACAAGGAGACUGAGCCUGGCGAGGCAGUCAAGAGGGGUACCGAGCUGAGGAUCCUUCCGGUCGGUGACUCUAUCACAGUGGGUUACCUGAGCGACAGGAACGGAGGUGACGGAGAUGGGUACCGUAGACAAUUAAAGAAGGAUCUUUCUGGAGACAAGGUUGUCUUUGCUGGUACAGAGUCAUCGGGUACAAUGAUUGAUGGAAACUAUGCAGCAUGGUCUGGAAAGACUAUCCAGUACAUUUCUGAUCACGUCGGUCCAUCACUCAAGCAGCGCCCUAACAUCAUCCUACUCGCAGCUGGUACCAAUGACAUGAACCCCAACUAUGGCAUCUCGAAAGAGGGGAAUGAUCCAAAGGGUGCUGCCGAUAGACUUGGCAAGCUCAUUGACAAGAUGGUCAAGACAUGCCCGGAUGCAACCAUUUUGGUGGCCAUGAUUAUCAACACAUGUGAUGAGAAACAAUCACCUGCUACAAAGGAGUUCCAGAAGCUUGUUCCUGGUGUCGUUAGGUUGCGUCAUGAUAACGGUAAACAUGUCUUGGCCGUGGACUUUACAACCUUCAAGACGAGCGAUCUUCAAGAUUGCAUCCACCCUACCAACGAUGGGUACAUGCUUAUGGGCGACUAUUGGUACAGCUUCAUCCACCAGAUUCCCAACAGUUGGAUCAAGAAGCCAGUUGGACCAGACCCCAGCGGUGGUGACGGUAAUAAUGGCGGCAUUGAUAAGAACAUCCCUGCCCCGGAUUGGGGAAAGAGUCCUAUUCAGGUCACUUCGAAGAAGACAGUCGCAGAUGCAGCCAAGUAUGCGACUGGUGGAAAGGACAAGUACGUUACUUGUGAUGGCAAUCCUUGGUAUAAGGGUACUGGAAAGAUUGCUCAGGGUGACGUUGGUAAGAAUGGCGAUUGGAAGUAUCACAAAGACUGGAAAGCUGAGGGUCAGGUUGCCGAGGGACUUGGCUUGGACAGUCAAUAUAUUCAUCCCAAGACCGGAGAAAUCACAUGUUGGCUCAACAAUCUCCCCAAACCAUGGUCAAAGGCUGGUAACAACAAUGGUAUCAUUGGUAGCGGAGUUGGCCCCGCGAAGACUAUCUAUCUGGCGGAUAUGAACGGGGAUGGGAUGGAUGAUUACCUCGUGGUAGACCCGGACAACGGGUCGGUUCGCGUAUGGUGGAAUUAUGGCCCUGAUGACAGCUGGGAUAACGGCUGGAAAUUCGUUCCUGGCGGCGAGAUCGCUUCAGGAGUGCCGCACGCCAACCUCGAGACUUUGCGAUUCCCAGACAUCAACGGCGAUGGACGAGCUGACUAUGUCUACAUUGGUGAAGGUGGAUCGCUGAAACAUCAUCUGAACACUGGUUCUGCCGGAGGACGAGAUGUUCUGUUUCAUGCUAUGGGGGGUAUCGCUACUGGAGCCGUCAGUGACAUCUCCAAGUUGGUAUUUGCUGAUAUGAAUGGAGAUGGCCGUGAUGACUAUUUGAUCUGGGAUGAAGACGGUGGUCUAACAGGAUUUCUCAACCAGCCUACCAACAGGGAGGGUGUUCCUCUCUUCGUAAACCAGGGUCCAGCCAAGACCAUUGCAGAUGGUAUCAAGAAGAAGCCAAGCACUAUUCGAUUAGCAGACAUGGAUGGUGAUGGGAAGGACGACUACGUCUACGUUGGCGACCAUGGUGCACUUUCAGUCUGGUAUAACAGAGGGACUACCGAUGACUCUAUGGCGAUUGACGGCCUUCGUUUCGCUGACAUGGAUGGUGAUGGAGUGGAUGAUUAUGUCUGGCUUGACCCCAAGACGGGAGCUCCAACUGUUUACCUCAACGACGGAGUCAACGACGGAGACUCUAUUGGAUGGGCAUGGAGCCCGAUCAAUGGCGGUAAGCCAAUCGCUUCUGGUGCUGCACCCGCAAACCAGGUCGUUUUUGGCGACAUCAAUGGCGACGGGUUGGAUGAUUACCUGGAUCUGGACCCUAAGACCGGCUUGUUGAAAGCUUACCUCAAUUUGGGGCGAGAGUCAGACUGGAAGUUCCGGCCUAUAGGCACGAUCGCAUCAGGCCUAGGGCCGGGGAAGCGAGUGCGCAUCGCCGAUAUUGAUGGUGACGGGCGUGACGACUACAUCUUUCUCAAAGACAACGGCGGCACAACCAUCUACCGAAACAUCUAUGGGCCCGACAACGACGGCGACAAGUAUGCCCCAAUGUCAGACGCAGAUGCUUCGGGUAUCAACCAAUCACCGGACGAGAUCGACUUUAUAGAUAUGAACGGUGAUGGUAAAGCGGACUAUGUCUGGACAUCUCGGCUCGAUGGCAGCGUCAAGGUUUGGUACAAUGACUACCCUAAGAAACCCACCUGGCGAGAAGCGGGCGAGGUCGCAGGCGGCGUCGGGACAUCUGGCGCAAAUAUCCGAUACGCGAAGCUACAGAAGACGGGUCGAUAUGAUUACGUCGCCGUCGACCCAAAGACAGGAGCCAUCGGUGCGUGGCUCAAUGGGUGCGGCGACCCUGAUACUUCGAAGAAGAAGCACAGAAUCAUCAUUGGCCGAUAUUUACCUCAAGUUUGGCUCAUCAUGGAAAAGACUGUAGACAAGGAUUUCUCUUACAAAACGUGUGUCAAUACAGGGAAGGGAGGAGACACGCGUGGUACUCCGGUUUUAAACACAACAACUGACGACAAGUUUCCCGCUGCUCUGAAGAGCGGUGAUACGAUGGAUAAGCUUUAUGGGAAUACGUGCUUUUACGAGGGUAGUACUGAUAGAGUCGGAAAGCUUGUUUGUGACGGGGUCAGUGGGAUUAGAUGCUAUAAGGACGAGAACUUUGGGAAGCUACAGAAAUGUAGGUUCGGGUCUUACACUUAUGUUUUGUAUUGCGAAUGGUAG